Molecule: messenger RNA, 2112 nt
Organism: Naumovozyma dairenensis CBS 421
Lineage: Eukaryota; Fungi; Ascomycota; Saccharomycetes; Saccharomycetales; Saccharomycetaceae
Gene: TAF7
Product: TATA-binding protein-associated factor TAF7
Exons: 1
Coding region: 1-2112 (703 amino acids)
Biological process (GO): RNA polymerase II preinitiation complex assembly; transcription initiation at RNA polymerase II promoter
Cellular component (GO): transcription factor TFIID complex
Molecular function (GO): RNA polymerase II general transcription initiation factor activity
Source: RefSeq, a predicted model, not a curated record
AUGCCAGUCAUAAAGCUGAAAAAACCAAGAGAUCCCAACGACCCAACGCCCUCAUCAGAACAACCAAACUUAAAGAAGAUUCGUAUUAAAGCAAAGACGUCAUCAAGUACCGGAUCCACACCAUCUACAGAAUUAAAGAAACCUAAAUUGAAGAUAAAUCUAGGCAAGAAGAAAACUAAUGGUAAAUCUAACAAAGUAUCAUCAUCCAGUAAUGGUUUGAAAUUAAAGUUGAACUUGAAACCUAAAAAGAAACAAGAGAAAAUUUAUAAAGCUCCUAAAUUACGGUUGAAACCAAUACGGAUACCUGGUGAAGGUUAUGAUUCAGAAGCAUCUGAUAUAGAAGAUGACCCUUUGAUUGAGUCUGGGAUCAUUUUAAGAGUGAUUCCUGAUCUUCAAUUGGAGUUCAUUAAGAAUAGCAUUGAUUCAGGUGAUUAUUCUGGAUUUAGUAUUAAAUGGAUGGGUCAUAGACACGCUAUUGUUAUAAUUAAUGAUGUAAGGUAUGGUGCUAUCUUAGUAGAUUUACCUACCAUCAUUGAAGUGAAUAAGAGUGUAGAUAGGAAGAAUUUGUUAAAGACUUUUGAUGUUUGUCAAAUGUUGUUGUGUGUUAAAGAUUUGAGUAGCAAUAAUGAGGAUGAUGAGCAUGUUUUCCAAUUGAGAGCUCCGGAUUCUGAGGAUUUAGUCUCCAAACAUUUUGAAAGUUAUAAAGAUGAAAUUGAUGGGAAUAGGAAGAACUUCUUUAAGAAUUUCAACACUCUUCCGUCCAACACUAAUAAUUCAAUUUAUUCUGAAAUGGAACAAAAAUAUUUGGAUGAUAUUGUGUUGAAAGAAUAUGAUUAUAAGCAUGGGUUAACACCACCAUUGUAUAAUGUAAGGAAUAGAAGAUUUAGAAGAAAAAUGAAUGCUACAGAAUUUGAUUAUGUGGAGGGUGUUGUUGACAUUUUGUUAAAACAAGAUGUGCAAGCUGAAGAAGUCCAAUAUGAACUGGUUGAUGAAUCUGAAUCUCUUGGUGUAUCAAUGGCUAUACCUAAUUCAUUUGAUGAUUCGUUCUUCAACGAAUCUUCGACUGAUGUCAGUAAACCACAAUCUCAACAAACAGCUACAUCAGGAAUGACAAUACCACUACCGUCUCGACAACCCACCGCAGUUACUAUACAAGAACAAACUCAUAUAGACCCAGGGAUGGAAAUGGCUGAAGAAGAUGAAGAAUUAGAUCUAGAGGCGGCAUUCAAUAGUGAAGAAGAAGAAGAAGAGGAAGAACGAGGGGAAAAUGGAAUAAUGACACAAGAAUUAGUUAAGACCGAAACGCUUUCAGGUGCACCAACAUCAACAACAACUACUACUACGGCAAUCACAACCACUACUUCAAUUGAGCGGCCACAACAAGCAGCAGCAGCAGCAGCGGCAGCAGCAAUUAUACCUGGUGAAGAACCAAUGGAGGAAGUAGAUCAGUACCUGGGAGCUGAAGAUGAAGAUGAAGAUGAAGAAGAAGAGGAUGAAGAAGAGGAAGAGGAAGAGGAUGAAGAGGAGGAUGAGGAUGACGAGGAAGAAGAAGACGAAGAGGGCACACGUUCAAAUACUAAAGAAAUAUCAGAAAAGAGACAACAUGCAGAAUUAUUGCAAGAUGAAUUAAAUGAGUUGCAAAGUACAGUUGCGCAUACUAAGAGCAAGCUCGAAAAGGCUACAAAUCCCUUAUUGAAGUCAAGAUUUAUUGAUAGUAUUAAGAAAUUAGAGAAGGAAGUGGAAUUGAAAAAGAAGCAAUUACAAGCUAGUGAAGAAGAACUUCAGAAGCAUAAAAAGAGCCAAUCUGCGGAUGAGGAUGAUUUGUUUGCAUCCACUGCACCGAUGGAUGAUGAAGAUGGUGAGGAUGGUGAAGAUGAAGACGACGGUGAAGAUGAAGAUGACGAGGACGAAGAAAUGGAUCUUGACGAAGAUGAUGUUGAUGAACAACAAGAAGCUGAUGAUAAUGAAGUUGCGAAUGUAGAGGAAACGAGUCCCCAAGCUGCUGGAGGUGAGGAAGCAGCUGCAUCAGCGGCAGGAGAUGAAGAAAACGGUGGAUUAGAUCAAAAUGACCUUGAUAUGAUGAUGUUGUUUGGGGCAGAAGGGGAUGAAUAG